Messenger RNA from Amoebophrya sp. A25, 3598 nucleotides. NCBI's taxonomy places the organism in Eukaryota, Dinophyceae, Syndiniales, Amoebophryaceae. The record is from the annotation of a GenBank genome assembly.
GUCUGAAAAAACACACAAUUAAGUUCAGGUGGUCUUGGUUUUUCUUUCCUUCCCUCUCGGCAUCUUCUGGACAGUACCUUUUGUGUGUUGUCCCCCUGUAUUCUCAUGUUGGGACCGAGAAUGGGGGGGCACUAGAAUCGACUACUUCUGCACCAGAAUCGAUUCUAGGUAAAAAAAGGGGCCAAGAAGAUGUUGGGACCGAGAUGCGUGCUACUAGCACACGCUAAAAAAAAUGGCAAUUUCAAAACGGCUACGGGCCAUGACUCGCUCAAGGAGAUGACACCACAAUGCCGAAACCGAAUUCAAACGAAGUCAAUCAUGCGACAACGUAUUAGUUGCUGUUACUUAUUGAUUCACUGGCCUGGCUGGGCACUUGUUGUGGGAGUUGCCCUUCCUGUCGGCUGCCAUCUUGUCUCUACGGUGAUCAAGAAUGGUCAUAUCAGAGGCACACGCAUGACAUCUCUUCACCAUACUACAUGCUAGGUGUAGUAGCUGUAUCUCAUGAUCUCUAUGAUCGCAUCUCAAGCACCUCCACUGUUCUCUCCGCUUCUUCAAAGCUUAUAUUGUCAUGAUUUUCUUGAUUCUCAACAGUUCUUCCGUUUGCAGAGGAGAAAGGCCGAAAAUGCAAAGAUGACCGAAGCGUCUUCACUUAUGAAGGUGGGAACUUUAUUCCAAGAUGGAUCUAGUAGUCCUAUCAUGAACCUGGUCUGAACUUAAAGAAGACCAAGACCAUGAUGAGAAUCUUAGCCCUUAAGGCAGUCUGCACUGAACUUUGUGCGAGAUUUAUUGUAUUGUAUUGUAUUGUAAGUAGAUGAUAGAUCAUGAGAAAAACUUACUUUUUAUUGCCGUAGUCUAUUGCCGUUGUGGGCUCUAUUGAACGGGAAUGAUGGUGAACUGCAACAUGCUAAUACAUACAUACAUACAUACAUACAUACUUUUUAUUGCCGUAGUUUGCCUCUAACCAGCUUUCCACGGAGCCGAUGCAACGCCUACUAAAUGCGCCCUUGAAUGCGAGAGACUAGACGACUGUUAUUACUACUCGGCGAUUUAUGGGAACUGGUGCACUGGUUGCAAUGGCGAUGGCUUCAACACACUGCACGAGGGGUCAGAAGCAUACGUUCGAGCUGGUAUUUCAUCCUGUACCUGUUCUUGUAGUGAUGGCAUAGAUACGUCGCAGUGCUGGUGCUAGCUGUAUUAACUAUAUUUCAUACUUUUUAGUAACUUCGAGGAUUUAAUUGACAAGAAUAUACGUACAAAACGCCGGUUGAAAACAUGUUGCUUCUUCCCUCAAUUAUACCACCGCCAACAACAGAUGUCAAAUGUCCUGUUGAUGUAGACCACGGGAUGGAUGGUGGCGAUAUAACAAUGCCACCUGCAGAUCAUGAGGCCAUAGGGAGUCGGAUUGAGGAUUGCGUAUCCUGGUGUGCUAAAAGACCAGAUUGUGUUACGGGAGAGUGUAGUUGUCGAUAUGUAGGAUGUAGAAGUUGCUGGAUUUGGUGGAUAGAAAUUUUCAAGUCUGACAGUAUCAGCAUGAAUAACGAGGAGUUUCUGCCUCACGAGUGCCUCAGAUAUGCAAGAGACAUGGCCUCACCAUUGCUCGUUCUUUUGCAUUGUUCUUCCUUCUACUUUCCACUUUAUAUGAGAACAAUACCUACUUCUUAUUUUUCUCCUGAUCUAUCAAUCUCACUGUGCACAUCGUUCUCAUUGAUUCAACAACAUCCUCUAAUUUGAUCGGCAUCGUUUUCAAUAGACUUGAUGCUUACAAAAAGUGCUACCCAAAAAGGACAUGGGAUACUGGACUUCGCGUCCAGAACGUACAUCUAGACAGCGUGCAGAUGACCGAUGGGUGUCGCACAGUAGCCAAAUUAUAUCUGCCUCGAUACAUGCUGCAUAUGUUAAGGCGUGGAGGACGAGAUGAUGAACGAGGAGAUGUCAUGACUAAAAAUAGUACUAGUGAGUUCCUCUUUUUAGUGAAUUUGUACUUUCAAUGUUGUAGUAGUUGCUAUUCACGAGGACUCACUGGUGUGAUCUUCAUUUUCAUGGUGAUAUGAACUCCACCUUUGUUCUCUAAGAAUCGUCGGUCCCGCGUCUGCAACGGGUCCAAUGUCGAUAAACUGUCCUGCAGGCAUGCGGGUUGUAGGGGGUGGAUGCAAAGUGGACAGUGGCGUGCUUUAUGACGGAUGUAGAAUUUUGAGUUUUUCCAUCCUUGAGCUCGAAUACAUUCAUGAUAGACGACCUUCUAGAUAGUAUCAGCUUAUCUAGAUACAGUAUCACCAGCUUGCGGCUCGUUUCCUUUCAGAUUUUCAAGCUAUACUAGCACAAACCACCCUCUGAAAGGAUACUAGGAUACUACUAGGAUACAACUAGGGAAAAAGGACGUCGUCCCUCUUUCAUAUUAUGGAAGAAAGUUGGCCAUUUGGGGACGACGACGGUCUGAAUGGUGGUUGGCAGUGCGGUGGUACCGCUUCAAAAAGGGUUUGGGCUCUUUGCUCUUCUAGCAUGUCGGUCCAUCUUGUCGAAGGAACGACGAUUAUGAGGAGUUUAGUAUUUAGUUGUAAAAGCACAUCUUGUCCGUCGAAGGAACUACGAUUAUGAGGAGUUUAGUAUUUAGUUGUAAAAGCAUAAAUAAUUGAUGGAUAAAAUUAUUGAUGGCUGGAUAAAAUUAUUGAUGGCUGGAUAAAAUAAUAUUGAUGGCUGGAUAAAAUAAUAUUGAUGGCUGGAUAAAAUUAUUGAUGGACGACACGCGGCGCCCAGAAUAGACGGAUCCUACUUAGCGUGGCCAUGAUUACUAAUAAUUCUGUACUUAUCUAUCUUUUACCUCCUAUCCUUCCUUUUUCUUUUCCUAGUUAGCUUGGCUCCACCCAUAUUAUUGUUGGAUCAUUAUGAAUUGGACACGUGGUCAGAGAGAGGCUUUUUGCCCCAGAGGACUCUCUCACUCAAAAAGCUUCUGGAAAAACACAGCAAUACAAGAAUGGCUGCUUCCAACCACAUUCUUCUAAGAUUAGUGAAGACACAGGUUCGGUCGCUUGCCCAUCUGGAUCAGAACCGACUACGGACCCCUAUCGCAAUUUCAAACAACUUAUUGGCGGUGGUUGUCAACCCAAUGCCGCUCCUACGCAGAUAAAAUACAGUGGUCCAGUGGAUGACACCAUGAACGCAUGGCAGUGCACCAGUGCUGGGGUUGCGAAGACCAUUCGCGCGUUGUGCACUGAACCGCAUGUGCCGAUACAGCGCACGCCAUGGGCUGAUAUUGCAGCUGCUAAGGGAGAAGCAACCUGUCCAUCGAGCGGCGAUCAUGAUUUCAUUCUGGGUGGUGGUUGCGACGCACGUGUAGGGACUCCCGCGUUGCUGGGUUCGGCACCGGAGAUUGGCAGUGCGUUAAGAAGAAUAGUUUUUGAGUACUUACUCUUGAUCAUGAUCGACUGCUACUCACGGGUGCACGAAAGCAUGAAAUUACAGGUCUCUUCAAAAAACUUUGGGAAAGAGUAGAACAAUAAGAACAAGCUUCCAGUUCCAAAAAGACCAAAUGGAAUUAAGUACCUCGUCUAAGUUCAGAUGCAUACGCGCCUCAAGAAUUCAGUUGCGAAGUGGCUACCGG